Messenger RNA from Beta vulgaris subsp. vulgaris (sugar beet), 1015 nucleotides. RefSeq lists its product as uncharacterized. Bases 143 to 784 code for a protein of 213 amino acids. The record is from RefSeq and is a predicted model, not a curated record. Gene Ontology annotation, molecular function: mRNA binding. The transcript is spliced from 4 exons. NCBI's taxonomy places the organism in Eukaryota, Viridiplantae, Streptophyta, Magnoliopsida, Caryophyllales, Amaranthaceae. Gene Ontology annotation, cellular component: cytoplasm.
ACAGGGCAGAGUUAAGAACCCUAAAAAAGAUCCUGAAAUAGUGUCUUGCCAUACUGAAGAAUCCCAUUUUUAAGGAAACGACUCAAGUGAAGCAGAGCAGGGGGAACCCCUGUGUAAAAGGUUAAUAAAAUACUGCUAUAUCAUGAUGUGCACAUUAUACCAAGGUCCCCACCUAAAAAGAAAGUCCCUCAACUACUAUAAAAAGGAUCACCACUUAACAGACCAAACACCCACCAACUACUUCAUACACUUCUCUAGCUAUCUACACUCAGAAGCCACUUCUUUCAGUCUUUUCCUAAAGCUCCAAUUUUCCCAGAUAAAGAAAACAAUGAGUUCUCCAGGGGAUUGGUUGUGUGGUGCUUGCCAACAUGUGAACUUCAAGAAGCGGGAAUCAUGUCAGAAGUGUAGCUUUCCUAAGUAUGGUAGUGAGGCGGAUAUACCGUAUUACAUUGCUAACACAAAGGCUGGCAGGACAGAGGUGUUGGCCGGAGACUGGUACUGCCAGAGCAUGAAUUGUGGGGCUCACAAUUAUGCUAGCCGUACAAACUGCUUCCGUUGUGGAAACUUUAAGUGUGAUUAUGGGACUGUUGGUGUUGGUUAUGGAACUAAUGAAAUGAUGAUGGGAGCUGGAGGAUAUAGUUCAGAUCAACAGCAACAACUCCUUCCUGGGUGGAAAGCUGGUGAUUGGAUUUGCGUGAGACCUGGAUGUGGUUUACACAAUUAUGCAUGCAGGAUGGAAUGCUACAAGUGCAGAUUACCAAAGGACUAUGGCGGAGCAAUGUAAAGAGGAGAAUUUACAGAAGUUUAUCAUGAUCUGUUUAGGUUUUUGUUGUAACUUUCAUGAUUUCAGCACAUAUAAUUAGGGAAUUCAUAGAAAAAAAGAAGUAUUCCCUACUACAAAGUGUAAUUUUGAUAAGUGUAAGGUGCUAUGGAGGGGUCAAAUGAAGCCCAAAAAAGGCUAGUUUUUCUGGGUUACAAGGAAUCCAUGAUUAAUCAUCAGUAUUCCUUUGUCUAA